Molecule: messenger RNA, 483 nt
Organism: Caenorhabditis bovis
Lineage: Eukaryota; Metazoa; Nematoda; Chromadorea; Rhabditida; Rhabditidae
Source: the annotation of a GenBank genome assembly
AUGUUCUAUCGUGCGACGUUUGCCGCUGCUCUACUCAUUUGCACAACGCUCGGAUACCAUCAGUAUCGCGAGCUCAAGUGCACGACGCCGACGAACACGAUUCGCGGCGGUCCCGAUCGCGCCGAAUGCCAUUUGGUGCUGAAAGAGGAGGAGCUCGAGCCGGGACGUCCGGUGCCGACGGGACUCGGCUGCUGGCAGGAGGAGCAUGACGGGCAAGAGCGCGAGUAUUGCGAUCUCGUGUGCCCCAAAUCGCACACCGUCUUCAUUUCGUACAUCGAUCAGGGACAUCGAGCGUGCUUCAACUUUUUGACGUACCAAGUGGAGAAGCGUGGCGAUGAGCAAUUCCUCUGGCGAAGUGGCAAAUGCUUGAACUCGACGGUCAACUACCGAAUUGGAUGCAAGUUUGAUGAUCCGUUCGAUACGCAGUUCAAGUCGGAUAAUGAGAUUUUCGCGCAUCUUCGCGCGAGAGCCCGAAAAUUGUAA